AUGAUAGAACUUUCGAGUUGGCGUACUUAUAAUCCAAAUACAAAGGAUACGUUGUCAGUUCGCAAUUUAUUUCCACGCGACGUUAAGUCUGCCCUAUACUAUCAAGUAAAUACGACGAAGGCUCGGAGAGCUGGGGAUACGACUCAAAUUCGAAGGACGCGGGAGUCGGCUCUCUUCCAAACGCUACUCAAUUUCCUUGGCUGCACACGCAUUCGGACGACAGCCUACCACCCCGCUGCCAACGGUAUGGUGGAACGUUUCCAUCGCCAGCUAAAGACCGCCCUGCGUGCCGUAGAAGACCCAGGAAACUGGUCGGACAACCUUCCUCUUGCACUCCUCGGCAUCCGCGCAGCUCUGAAGUCGGAUCUGGGCUGUAGCGCAGCCGAAUUGGUUUUCGGCACUACCCUCCGACUGCCAGGCGAGAUGAUCACCCCAACCUCUCGUGGAGCCGACGAGACUCCUGACAAUCAUGUGCACCGUUUGCGACAAUUUAUGCGCUCGCUUUCCCCGGUUCCACCUCGAGCUCCAAUGACUGAGUCUUAUGUCGAAAAAGACUUGGACAAAUGUACUCAUGUGUUCGUCCGGUGUGACCGUGUGCGCCAGCCGCUGGAAUCACCAUAUGAAGGACCGUUCCGCGUGCUCGCGCGCAACACCAAGACCUUCAGAAUCCUUCGCAAUGACAAGGAGGACGUGGUCAGUGUCGAUCGGGUCAAGGCUGCUGUUGCGGAGGAGCCGCCGGACCUGUCACAAGGACAAACAUGUGCUGACCCCCUAACCCCUGUUCCUCCAUCUUCCCUAUCCCCUACUCGUUCACCCUGCCCACUGCCUUGCCCUUCCCCUCCCUUGCCCUCUACCCCUCCGUCCCGCUUACUUCCUCUCCCUACAUGUCAACAGCAUCCAACUGCAACACCAUCGUCCACCACAGCACGCAGUCAACCCUCUUCGACUGUACCUCCUGCAUACAUAACUCGCAGUGGCCGUCACGUUCAUUUUCCUGAUCGUUUAGUUACCCAUUUUUCUAGACUUGUGCAUAUCCUCCGGCGCCGUAUCCCGUCGCCCUCCGGUCUAGAAGGGGGGGUACUGUGGUGA
Spirometra erinaceieuropaei is the source of this 1089-nucleotide messenger RNA. NCBI's taxonomy places the organism in Eukaryota, Metazoa, Platyhelminthes, Cestoda, Diphyllobothriidea, Diphyllobothriidae. The record is from the annotation of a GenBank genome assembly.